Leptidea sinapis is the source of this 1129-nucleotide messenger RNA. RefSeq lists its product as uncharacterized. Gene Ontology annotation, molecular function: transmembrane transporter activity. The transcript has 6 exons. Gene Ontology annotation, biological process: monoatomic anion transport; transmembrane transport. Gene Ontology annotation, cellular component: plasma membrane. The record is from RefSeq and is a predicted model, not a curated record. Bases 305 to 1129 code for a protein of 274 amino acids. Lineage: Eukaryota; Metazoa; Arthropoda; Insecta; Lepidoptera; Pieridae.
GUAUCUCCUACAAGCAAAAAUAUCAUAAUAAUAAAUAAAUAUCAUAAGUUCAGUGCAAAUUAAAACUUGUUUAUCAAUUUUAUAGUUCACGGAUAGAAUUUCGCUCGUGCAGGUGUAAGUGAGGCGAUCAAAUUGUAUUGACAAUCUAAAGGGUCAGUAGAACGCAGGCUUUAGUCACGGUUGGAGGCUUCCAGGCAUUGGCAGUUGCGAUUCACACGUACCAAGUUGAGCGCGCGCGCAGCCUGCGGAAGCCUCAAGCGGAUUUAGUGUUUGUUUUUCUUUUAUUGGUGCCAAAUAAUUCAGAAUGAAAAUACAUUUAAAAAUAUUUGACUUGGUUCCCGCGAGGCUCAAUAUAGGAGUGAUGAUGUUCUUCGCGUGUUGGAUCAACUACAUGCUGCGAGUGAACAUGAGUGUGAACAUCAUAGCCAUGGUGCCAGAGAAUAGGACCACAUCGGUGCAGAGCGAAUGCAAGGCCAUAGCGAACACUGAUAACUCGUUACAUAAUGAAACGUUUGUGGUUGUCACAAAGGAAGCACCGAGACAGCCUGAAGGUGUGGAGACUUUAGAAUGGACAACUCAAGAACAGGCUUAUGUACUCUCGGCAUACUUUUGGGGGUAUUCAGUGACCAGUUUCCUCAGCGCGCUGACGGCUGAGAUAUGGGGUCCCAGGAAGGUGGUGUUUGUAACAAUGAUAAUUUGUGGACUUCUGACUAUACUUUCUCCUCAAGCAGCGAAAUUUCAUUACAUGGCCCUCGUUGCAGUCAGAUUAGUGAUUGGACUUUUGGCGGGUUUCUUAUUUCCAGCAUUACAUGCCUUGGUGGCUCACUGGGCACCACCAACAGAGAAGGGCAAGUUUGUGAGUGCGUUGUUAGGAGGUGCCAUCGGCACUGUUGUCACCUGGUCUCUCACAGGACCCCUCAUUGAAAACUUUGGCUGGGAUUACGCUUUCUAUGUACCAGGAAUAAUUUCCAUUGUAUGGUGUGGUGCGUGGCUUUUGCUGGUAUACGAUUCACCUGAACUUCAUCCCAGAAUAAGCGAUCAAGAAAAGGAAUAUAUUUUAAAGGCGAUCGGCGAUAAAGUAAAGCAAAGAUCGGAAGACAAGGUUUGCGGAUACAUUUUAUAUUUCUAG